Sphaeramia orbicularis (orbiculate cardinalfish) is the source of this 4055-nucleotide messenger RNA. It is a transcript of the gene stt3b, whose product is annotated as STT3 oligosaccharyltransferase complex catalytic subunit B. Gene Ontology annotation, biological process: post-translational protein modification. The transcript has 16 exons. Gene Ontology annotation, molecular function: dolichyl-diphosphooligosaccharide-protein glycotransferase activity. The record is from RefSeq and is a predicted model, not a curated record. NCBI's taxonomy places the organism in Eukaryota, Metazoa, Chordata, Actinopteri, Kurtiformes, Apogonidae. Gene Ontology annotation, cellular component: membrane. The coding region runs from base 253 to 2667 and encodes 804 amino acids.
AGUCGUGCAGCGGAUUGACUGUUGCGGCUCCGUAUGUGGCGCAUGAGCAUGCGUUUCGGGAUGUAACGGCCGUCUGACGGAGGAGCGAUACUGAAUAAAAUAUAUACAUACACCCAAGGGACUCGGAGGAUAGGAUACCGAAGGAGAGCGGGUACCUUGUAAAGGAGUUUUACGACAGAACGGUGCGGAGGGAGACACGAGAGCGUGGCUGGAGGGACGCUCGAGCAAAUCCAACCGACACCGCACGCAGAAAUGGCGGAGCACCACGCAGCGGGCGACGGCAAGCACAAAGCGUCCGCCAACGCCGGGAGCUCGGUACACGGGAACAACCGACCCGGCGCCGCGGGUGGAGGAGGGGGCAAAGGAGGCCUGUCUGGCGGACUGACACAGCCAGCGGGGUGGCAGUCUUUACUCUCCUUUAGCAUUCUUUUUCUGGCCUGCCUGGCGGGAUUCAGCUCCAGACUUUUCGCGGUGAUCCGGUUCGAGAGCAUCAUCCACGAGUUUGAUCCAUGGUUCAACUACAGAUCAACACAUCAUCUCACUUCAAAUGGCUUCUAUGAGUUUCUCAACUGGUUUGAUGAAAGGGCAUGGUAUCCCUUGGGCAGAAUUGUCGGUGGCACAGUAUACCCGGGUUUGAUGGUCACUGCAGGCCUCAUCCACUAUGUGCUCAACCUGCUCCACAUCACAGUCCACAUCCGCGAUGUGUGUGUCUUCCUGGCACCAGUAUUUAGUGGUCUGACUGCUAUCUCCACCUUCCUGCUGACUCGGGAGCUGUGGAACCAGGGUGCGGGGCUGCUGGCGGCCUGCUUCAUUGCCAUUGUUCCUGGAUAUAUCUCCCGUUCUGUUGCCGGCUCCUUUGACAACGAGGGUAUUGCCAUCUUCGCUCUGCAGUUCACCUACUACCUCUGGGUGAAGUCAGUGAAGACGGGUUCAGUGUUCUGGACCAUCGGCUGUUGUCUCUCCUAUUUCUACAUGGUGUCAGCAUGGGGAGGCUAUGUUUUCAUUAUCAACCUGAUUCCGCUGCAUGUGUUUGUGCUGCUGCUGAUGCAACGCUACAGCAGGAGAGUCUACAUCGCUUACAGUACUUUCUACAUCGUGGGCCUGGUAUUAUCGAUGCAGAUCCCCUUCGUCGGCUUCCAGCCAAUCAGGACCAGCGAGCACAUGGCUGCAGCCGGUGUGUUUGCACUUCUCCAAGCCUAUGCCUUCCUGCAGUACUUGAAGGACAGGCUGACCAAACAGGAGUUUCAGACACUUUUCUUCCUUGGAGUGUCUCUUGCUGCAGGCGUGGUCUUCCUCACAGUGAUCUAUCUCACAUAUACAGGUUACAUCGCUCCGUGGAGUGGUCGUUUCUACUCGCUCUGGGACACCGGCUACGCUAAGAUCCACAUCCCCAUCAUAGCGUCGGUGUCGGAGCACCAGCCGACGACGUGGGUGUCUUUCUUCUUCGACCUUCACAUCCUGGUCUGCACCUUUCCAGCAGGCCUCUGGUUCUGCAUCAAGAACAUCAAUGACGAACGGGUGUUUGUGGCUUUGUACGCCAUCAGCGCAGUCUACUUCGCCGGUGUGAUGGUGCGCUUGAUGCUGACACUGACUCCGGUGGUGUGCAUGCUGUCAGCGGUGGCGUUCUCAAGUGUCUUCGAGCACUACAUGGGAGACGACACAAAGAGGGAGAAGCCUCCCGCUGAAGACAGCAGCGACGAGGAUGACAAGAGGAACUCGGGCAAUCUUUACGACAAGGCCGGUAAGGUGCGUAAACAUGUGUCCGAGCAGGAGAAGGCAGAAGAGGGGUUAGGCCCAAACAUCAAGUCCAUAGUCACCAUGCUCAUGUUGAUGCUGCUCAUGAUGUUCGCCGUCCACUGCACCUGGGUCACCAGUAACGCCUACUCCAGCCCCAGCGUGGUGCUCGCCUCAUACAACCACGACGGGACACGAAACAUCCUGGAUGACUUCAGGGAGGCCUACUACUGGCUAAGGCAGAAUACAGACGAGCAUGCGCGAGUUAUGUCCUGGUGGGACUACGGCUACCAGAUAGCAGGAAUGGCUAAUAGGACCACGCUGGUAGAUAACAACACAUGGAACAACAGUCAUAUAGCGCUGGUGGGGAAAGCCAUGUCUUCCAAUGAAAGUGCAGCCUAUAAAAUCAUGAGGUCUCUGGAUGUUGACUACGUCCUGAUCAUCUUCGGAGGUGUAAUAGGCUAUUCAGGAGAUGACAUAAAUAAGUUCCUGUGGAUGGUGAGGAUAGCAGAAGGAGAGCACCCCAAGGACAUCAGGGAGAGUGACUACUUCACCCCUCAGGGAGAGUUCAGGGUGGACAAGGCCGGUUCACCUACUCUGCUCAACUGCCUCAUGUACAAGAUGUCCUAUUAUCGAUUCGGAGAAAUGCAGCUGGACUUCCGGACGCCACCCGGCUUCGACAGGACACGUAACGCCGAGAUCGGGAACAAGGAUAUAAAGUUCAAGCACCUGGAGGAGGCCUUCACUUCCGAACACUGGCUGGUCAGGAUUUAUAAGGUGAAGAACCUGGACAACCGGGAGCCUCUGGACCACAAGCUGCGCAGCGUAGUGUCCAAGCAGAAGUACACGUCCAAAAAGACCGCCAAGAGGAAGCGAGGACACAUCAAGAACAAGCUCGUCCUGAGGAAAGGCAAGAAGCUACAAAAAAAAUAAUGACGACGAUGAUGAUGAACUCUUCUAGGAAAACAAACGAACACAUGCGAAGAAACCUCUAACAACCAAUGAAGAAGAACACAGGGGCUGCUACCCAGCACUUGAUCUGAAGCGCUUCUCUUUAGCGCGCCCCCAUGUGUUGAGGAAGUUGAAGUGUCAUAUCUGGCUAGUUCCAGAAGUGCUAUCUGUUUUAUCCCGAGGACCUUUGUCUUGCUUAAUUGUCUCCUGUUUUUUUGGGUUUUUUUUUUUUUUUUGUACUUGAAUGUGUGGCGUAGGGCUGCUCUACUCAGUUUGGCAUCGAUUAAUUUUUGUUAAUUAACUACUUAACGGUACGGGGAUUGGUUCGCGACGAGGUGAAGGGAAAAGGGGAGAAGACUAGGAACAUUUGCACCAAAGACCCAUCGACCUUGCUCCACGGCACAUGUGAACUCAUUAUGAGAGGGAGGGGAAACGCUGGAGUAGAAGCUGAGGAUUUGUUCCUGACCCGUGUACAGAGAACAGUAUACGAUAUGGAGGAACGCCACUGUCUGUAAAAUGAACCUUUUAUCAUCAUCUCCUUUUACGUCCGCCUGGCUCCCAGUCUUUAUUUCUUUUCGACAAAUUCUUUAGGAAAAAAAAUUGGCCUGAUAUGUAAAUAUGUUAUGUAAAGAAAAUGUCUAAAAGGAUAAUAAUAUAUUGGAUUAUUGUGGUGAUUUUUAAAUAUGCAGUUUUUUUUUGUUUGUUUUUUUUCAAUUUCUCUGGGUUUCAUUACGUGAUUGUUUCUCUGUUUUUUGUUAAUUUUUUUUGUUUGUUUUUUUGUUUUGUAUGACAGCAAAUAGAACAGUGAAUGCAAUAAUUCUUGUACAGAGGGGGCUUGAGAUUUUGUUGAAAGAAUGAAUGUGAAUUUUUACAAUGUCCCCCGUCCCCCUUUUCAUAAAUUGCAUAGAUUGUACAUUUUGCUGCUAGGGUUUUAAAGACGGAAGCGAGACGUCGUGUUUAAGAAGUAGUUCUAUUAAAUUAGGCCUCCCUUCCUGCAGAGGGAGCUCUCUGGUUCAGCGAGUAAGCCUAGUGCCUCAUUUCUGGUCUUCAUCACCUCGGUAAUGUGUGACUGUCUACCUUGUUAGUUGUUUUUUUCCUUUUUUGUUUUUUUUUUUGUUUUGUUUUUUUUAAAGGCUCAUCAAUUUGAACACAGCGGGUUGGGUGCUUUGACCAGACUGAGGCAUGGGAAUGUGGAAAUAUUCACCUGACGAAGGGGAGUUAGUUCACAGGCACUGAAACUGAAAUGUAUCUGAGGUCAGGAGAAGAUCUGUAAGAACAGACAAAUGACCAUCUGAGAGACUAGAGCUGUGUCCUAAUUAUAUAAAAAAAACAAACUACAAUUAUAACUCUAGUUUGUAGUCCAGUCACUG